GCAGCUGAGCCCGCGGGGCGCCGCUCGCCGAGCCGCGGCCGCGGGAAGUUCGGCCGCCAGAAGGACGACCUGGCAGGCUGCGAGCGCCCGCUCCGCGAGAGCCGAGUUUGCCCGCAGCUGCCCCUCCCCGCCUCCGGGAGCCGAGCUCCUUACCUGCCCUCCGCCCACCCGCCGGCCCCUAGCCAACUUCUCCCUGCAACUGGGGGUAACAGGCAGUUCUUGCCCUCUCUACUGUCCCGACGGCACCCGUAUGUCUCCGGACACCUGAACACCCCGGUCCCGCCGAGGAGCCUCCUGGUGGGGAGAGGAGCACCGGUCCCUCUCGCCCCGCACAUCAACGCGGACCGCGGACGCCUCACCUCCGGGUCCCAUCCCCUCCUUUUCCUCCAGGGGAGGAGGAUGGGGUUGGAAUCGCUUUCCCCGAGGAUGCUCGUGUGGCUGGUGGCCUCGGGGAUUGUUUUCUACGGGGAGCUGUGGGUCUGCGCUGGCCUCGAUUAUGAUUACACUUUUAAUGGGAACGAAGAGGAUAAAGCCGAGACUAUAGAUUACAAGGACCCGUGUAAAGCCGCUGUGUUUUGGGGUGAUAUUGCCUUAGAUGAUGAAGACUUAAAUAUCUUUCAAAUUGAUAGGACAAUUGACCUUACACAGAACCCUUUUGGAAAACUUGGACAUACCACAGGUGGACUUGGAGACCAUGGUAUGUCAAAGAAACGAGGGGCCCUCUACCAACUUAUAGACAGGAUACGAAGACUUGGCUCUGGCUUGGAGCAAAACAACACAGUGAAGGGAAAAGUACCUCUAAAAUUCUCAGGGCAAAAUGAGAAAAAUCGAGUUCCCAGAGCUGCUACAUCAAGAACUGAAAGAAUAUGGCCUGGAGGCGUUAUUCCUUAUGUUAUAGGAGGCAACUUCACUGGCAGCCAGCGAGCCAUGUUCAAGCAGGCCAUGAGGCACUGGGAAAAGCACACGUGUGUGACUUUCAUUGAAAGAAGUGAUGAAGAGAGUUACAUUGUAUUCACGUAUAGGCCUUGUGGAUGCUGCUCCUAUGUAGGUCGGCGGGGAAAUGGACCUCAGGCAAUCUCUAUUGGCAAGAACUGUGAUAAAUUUGGAAUUGUUGUUCAUGAAUUGGGCCAUGUGAUAGGCUUUUGGCAUGAACACACACGACCAGAUCGAGAUAACCAUGUAACCAUCAUAAGAGAAAACAUCCAGCCAGGUCAAGAGUACAAUUUUCUGAAGAUGGAGCCUGGAGAAGUGAACUCACUGGGAGAGCGAUAUGAUUUUGACAGCAUUAUGCACUAUGCCAGGAACACCUUCUCAAGGGGGAUGUUUCUGGAUACCAUUCUCCCCUCACGUGAUGAUAAUGGCAUACGUCCGGCAAUUGGUCAGCGAACCCGUUUAAGCAAAGGAGACAUUGCACAGGCAAGAAAGCUGUAUAGAUGUCCAGCUUGUGGAGAAACUCUACAAGAAUCCAAUGGCAACCUUUCCUCCCCAGGAUUUCCAAAUGGCUACCCUUCUUAUACACACUGCAUCUGGAGAGUUUCUGUGACUCCAGGGGAGAAGAUUGUUUUAAAUUUUACUACGAUGGACCUAUAUAAAAGUAGUUUGUGCUGGUAUGACUACAUUGAAGUAAGAGAUGGGUACUGGAGGAAAUCCCCUCUCCUUGGUAGAUUCUGUGGGGACAAAGUGCCUGAAGUUCUCACCUCUACAGACAGCAGAAUGUGGAUUGAGUUUCGCAGCAGCAGUAAUUGGGUGGGAAAAGGCUUUGCAGCUCUCUAUGUAGCGAUCUGUGGAGGUGAGAUACGUAAAAAUGAAGGACAGAUUCAGUCUCCUAAUUAUCCCGAUGACUACAGACCAAUGAAAGAGUGCGUGUGGAAAAUAACAGUGUCGGAAGACUACUAUGUCGGGUUGACCUUUCAGGCCUUUGAGAUUGAAAGACAUGACAACUGUGCCUAUGACUACCUAGAAGUUCGAGAUGGAACCAGUGAAAAUAGUCCUUUGAUAGGGCGUUUCUGUGGUUAUGAUAAACCUGAAGAUAUCAAAUCUACCUCCAAUACCUUGUGGAUGAAGUUUGUUUCUGAUGGAACUGUGAACAAGGCAGGGUUUGCUGCCAAUUUUUUUAAAGAGGAGGACGAGUGUGCCAAGCCUGACCGCGGAGGCUGUGAGCAGCGAUGCCUGAAUACACUGGGCAGUUAUCAGUGCGCCUGUGAGCCUGGCUAUGAGCUGGGACCUGACAAAAGGAGCUGUGAAGCGGCUUGUGGCGGACUUCUUACCAAACUUAAUGGCACCAUAACCACCCCGGGCUGGCCCAAGGAGUACCCUCCUAAUAAGAACUGUGUGUGGCAAGUGGUUGCACCAACCCAGUACAGAAUUUCUGUGAAGUUUGAGUUUUUUGAGUUGGAAGGCAAUGAAGUUUGCAAAUAUGAUUAUGUGGAGAUUUGGAGCGGUCUUUCCUCUGAGUCUAAAUUGCAUGGCAGAUUCUGUGGUGCUGAGGUGCCAGAAGUGAUCACAUCCCAGUUCAACAAUAUGAGAAUUGAAUUCAAAUCUGACAAUACCGUAUCCAAGAAGGGCUUCAAAGCACAUUUCUUCUCAGACAAAGACGAAUGCUCUAAGGAUAAUGGCGGCUGUCAACACGAGUGUGUCAACACAAUGGGAAGCUACGUGUGUCAGUGCCGUAAUGGAUUUGUGCUGCAUGAAAAUAAACAUGACUGCAAGGAAGCUGAGUGUGAACAGAAGAUCCACAGUCCAAGUGGCUUCAUCACCAGUCCCAACUGGCCAGACAAGUACCCAAGCAGGAAGGAAUGCACAUGGGAAAUCAGUGCCACUCCCGGCCAUCGAAUCAAAUUAGCCUUUAGUGAGUUUGAGAUUGAGCAGCAUCAAGAAUGUGCUUAUGAUCACUUGGAAGUAUUUGAUGGAGAAACGGAAAAAUCGCCAAUUCUCGGACGACUAUGUGGCAACAAGAUACCAGAGCCCCUUGUGGCUACGGGAAAUAAAAUGUUCGUUCGGUUUGUUUCUGAUGCAUCUGUUCAAAGAAAAGGCUUUCAAGCUACACAUUCUACAGAGUGUGGUGGCCGACUGAAAGCAGAAUCAAAACCCAGAGAUCUGUACUCACAUGCUCAAUUCGGAGACAACAACUAUCCAGGACAGGCCGACUGUGAAUGGCUGCUGCUAUCAGAACAGGGCUCUCGACUCGAGUUAUCCUUCCCAAUUUUUGAAGUGGAAGAGGAGGCGGACUGUGGCUAUGACUAUGUUGAGCUCUUCGAUGGUCUCGAUUCAACAGCGGUGGGGCUUGGUCGAUUCUGUGGAUCAGGGCCACCAGAAGAGAUCUAUUCAAUUGGGGAUGCAGUUUUAAUUCAUUUUCACACUGAUGACACAAUCAACAAGAAAGGAUUUCAUAUAAGAUACAAAAGUAUUAGAUAUCCAGAUACCAUGCACACCAAAAAAUAACACCAAAACCUCCGUCAGAACAUAAAGGAAUGUGCAUAACGGAGAGAAAACGUAUUUUUUUUAAAUGAAGAUAUUAGCACAAAUGUUUUGUAUAAUGAGUUUGAACAGAAGAAACUGUAAAACCAGAAUUAUCUUUGUACUGAAGAGAAGUUUCCAGCUAACUCUGAUCAGCGUGAUAAGGAUAUUUGAACUCCGUGUUUGAUGGUAUAAACACAGCUGGUCAAAGGGCAUCACGAGCUUCAGGGAAGACUCCACGAGCUGUUGUUCACAGCUUGACAUCGAUGCCUCGCAGUUUAGACAGUUCAGUUCAGGGUCUGUGACCCUUCAGAGUGUUCUUUUUGACAAUUUUUCAAGAUCUGGGAGAAAUAAAAUGAUCUUGCAAGUCAUAAACUGGAAAACCUUCUCCUUGUACCUUAGGAUAAUUGCUUUGGCUCUGUAUCUUGGAUACAAUGUAAACCAGAUCCAUAUAAGAUAUUGUGAAAGGGGAGUCUUUUGAGGAUGGUUUGUACUUUAAAUGCAGUUGUGUCCAAUGUUUGGAAACUGGAAUAUUUCACCUUCGUUAUUUUCACUUGCAGGCUAGAUUAACCUCUUUGAAACACAAAUGAUCUUGAGACCACUUCAUUUGACUGACGUUUUGACAAGUUUGAAAUGUCAAUAGUGUCUAUUAUUGCAGUUAAACUCUAGACAUCAUUUAUUUAAGUGCUGGAAAAUGCCCAGUUGAUUGGUAAACUCAGUUCUUUCUGUGGAAGUGCUGCCUUUUCACACCAAAUCCAAGAAGCCUUGUGAUGUCUUAUGAACUUUAUGAGAAAACUCCCAACAGGUGUGAACAGGAUUCUUCUCAGUGACUGCCUGGAUGAUUCAUACUCAAGUUAUCACUGCUGCUAUUGUCUUUCUUUUAUUGUUGACCUGUUGUAGUCGUUAUUGUUGAUGUUGUCAUGGUGAAUGUUGUAUUUAAAAAAAAAUGAAAUGAAGCAGAAGUAGGCCUUGUAAGAAUUGAAAGAUCUCUUUUUUUCUCUUCCUGGAAUUCAGUUAAAAAAAAUGUAAUGUUGAAAAAAAGGAUUUGUGUCUGAAAGACUUUCUAUGGUGCUAUUCCAUAAACAUUUUUUUUAAACAAAGUUUUUGACCUUUGAGCCAACCACCUGUAGGCUAUGAAUGUCUCCCUGUGUCUUGCUGGUGGCAUUUGAAGACUAAAGACUUGUUAAAUGUAUCAAGAGUAUAUCAAGGGCAGCACUUGUCCUGUGGAGCAACUACUUACAAUGCCUUAGAAUUCUUGCACAUGAUCAAACAGAUCCUCCUAGAGACGCACCUUUUGAAAUGUUGAACCUAAUAGUGUAUGCCAAUUAGCAGCCCUAUGAUGAAAAUCCAUUGGGAGAACAUUGGGUAUAAAUAUGAUGACCUGCUUUUGUUGUAGAAAAUGAAUUUUCUGCUUUAAAGCCAUGUGUGUUUUUAAUAUUAAUGUAUAUAUACGUGAGAUUGUCUGAGUGAGUGAAGCUACAAGAAGGUGAAGACUAGUGGAUGGUUAAAAAGUUAAAAUUUAUGUGCCAAGUUCUACUAGAAUCCUGUUUGAAGUAGCACCUUUCUUAGGAAGUUUCAUGGGCAAAUAAUGGGAACUUCUAAUUAUUAUCAGUCUCAUUAAAAAAAGGCUCUUUCCUUUAGAGAAACUCUAUUUUGAUAUUUUUGGAUGUUGACUUAGAUUGCUGUAUGAAGUAGCUUUGUUUCUGUUACCUGUCCAUGAACAUUCAACAUUUAAUAAAAUUGGGUAUUUUUCUUAAUUUUUACAAAAUUAAACUAUACACACAGAUGUAGCUUCUUUGGUUUUCUUGUCAUUAUUGCCCCAAAAAAUCUUUUCUUGCAUAUGAAUUAUGAUAUGUAAAUACAUUUUUAAAACCAAUCUUUUCAUCUUAUUGAAUUUUACUUUGGAAAUAUAUAGCUAUUGCCUGCAAUAUAAUGAGGUUUUUAGUGGAGCUGAUUUAUUCCAGUAACUUCUAUGUUUUUUCACUAAUCUCCAAUUAGCCAAAAUAUAUCAGGAAUGGGAAAGAGAGGAGAAAAAAGCAUUAACACCCAGUGUACUACAUUAUGCCUAGCUCAGUACUAGGCUCAUGCAUAAGCUCUUUUUAAACUUGAUGCUACCCUUUGAGAACUGUGGUGAUGUUCUCAUUCUGUAGUUCAGGAGCCGAGGCUCAGAGAAGGUAUGUAAUGUUCCCAGGGUCACAGUGUAAAGUUAGAUGUUGAAACCCAGCUUGUCUGCCAUCAAAAUCUGUGCUUGUUCUACAAAAUGUAGUUGAAUCAAUCUUGACAUAUAUAAAUAGUAGAUAU
Ceratotherium simum simum (southern white rhinoceros) is the source of this 5757-nucleotide messenger RNA. It is a transcript of the gene TLL1, whose product is annotated as tolloid like 1. The record is from RefSeq and is a predicted model, not a curated record. NCBI's taxonomy places the organism in Eukaryota, Metazoa, Chordata, Mammalia, Perissodactyla, Rhinocerotidae. Gene Ontology annotation, biological process: proteolysis. Gene Ontology annotation, molecular function: zinc ion binding; metalloendopeptidase activity; calcium ion binding.